UUUAGAAUCGGUACCGCUGGGGUCUAGUUAGUACAGUGUCCAAAUUUUAGGUUGGUGGCACCAGUAGAAGGUAUCGAAAAUGGUCGCUAGAAUAUUUGUAUUCUAGGAUCACCUUGGUCCGCUGAACGAGGUUUAUGAUAUCCCGUUCAGCCGCUGACAGACCCAAAUCGCUCCCAUUUUAUCGCAUGACGUCACACUGCUGUCACGUGAUUCUGUCCGGUAUAAAAUGCCAUUUCGCCUUAAAACAAUAACGGAACAAGAACUACCAAACUAACGCCACUAUCGGUACUGAGACCUUAAGGCCAAUCUAGGCCCAUGGCGGGCUCUUACGAGCCCUUGCCCGGCAGUCAAGUAUCAUGAUCGCCAAGGUGAAAGAAGAAGACGGAGUUUCAGCAGAGGAAGAGAACUUCGCUUCCAAGGAGAAAGUCGAGAUAGAAAUGAAACUGAAGCAAGAUUUGGUCACAGAAGAAGGUAUCGUGAGCACCAAGGUGAGAGAAGAGGACGGAGUUUAAGCAGAGGAAGAGGACGUGGCUUCCAAGGAGGAAGCCAAGCUUUAACAUAAGGGAUCUAGAUCAAAUUGUGGAAAUGGCAAAACGAAAUUCCACAAAAGCGUUGACAAAAUUGUUGCGAGAUAAGGAAGAGUUUUUAAAACUGCUGCAGAGACAAAUGCUUGAUGAAUUAAAAGCUUCUGUUCUUGAUCUUUGUGGUAAGAUCGCCCAAAUACAUGGACCAAGAGAAAGUCUUGUUGAAGUCUCAGAAAUUAUCAUUAGAAGUGAAUUUAUUCUGCAAAUUAUCUCUUUGUUAGAUGACAAAUUACACACAGAGAACACCGACAAUUUUUGGACUCAACUUCUUGGUUGUGUCAGAUUAAUAAACAUGUGCCACACUUAUACUCCACAACAAUCCUGUGACCAGGUUACAAGGUUGAUUCAAGUUUUAAAAACAGAAAUUGACAAACUGCCUCAACAAGAGGAGCAUUUUAAACGCAUCAUACAACACCUUAUGUCCCUCAGUUUCUCUGUAUGUGAAGUGGAAGAGAAUACAAUAUUUGAAAGAUUUAGAUUAAUUUCUGUACUUCCCACACUGGAUGAUAUUACAAGUAUGGAGAAUCCAGUUUUACGACCGAAUCAAGUUGAUUUACCCUACCAAAGUUUAGUUGAUUAUCUUGAUGUUCAAUUUCGUUUAUUAAGAGAGGACUUUGUUCAACCUUUUAGAACGGAUAUCAGGAAGCUAAAGCAACUUGGUGGAAAUGAAAGUCCGAAUGAAGUUAAAAACUUGACUGACAUCACGGUUUAUCAGGAUGUGCGGAUAUUAUUUCCCGAACCAACUAACUAUGGUAUUCAUUAUCAUGUUCAGUUUAAUGUGAAGAAUAUUGGAGAAAUAGAUUGGGCGAACUCUAAGUGUUUGCAGAGUGCUAACCUCCUUUACUUUUCUAAUGACAAUUUUAAGGAAAAUGUAUUAUUUGGAGUGAUAACAAAAAGAGAACCCAAGGAGCUAAGAAAGGGAUUUUUCGAGGUGAAGUUGUUGGCGGCCCACAACAUUCAUUUUCUUGGAAACGGACAUAUAUUUUCCUCCAGUUACACUGUGGUUGAAAGCCAAGCAUUUUUCGAAGCAUAUCAUCACGUUCUUUUUAGUUUGCAAGAAAUGCAAACCUUACCCCUGAGCCGAUAUAUAGUUGGAUGUGACAAGAACGUUCUUUUACCUAUGUAUCAAAUGAAGAACAAGCAUGACUUUCUAUUUGAUCACUCAAAAUGGUUAUCCGACAUCCACGUAAAUUUGGAUGAUUCUCAAAAGUUUGCUUUGCAAACUUCGCUGGCCAAUGAAAUAGCUUUGAUACAAGGACCCCCUGGUACUGGAAAGACGUACAUUGGUCUAUUAAUGAUGAGAGCUUUGUUACGCAUGCAUGGAGGAAGGAAUCCCAUUCUUGUGGUUUGUUAUACCAAUCAUGCACUUGAUCAAUUCUUGGAAGGAAUUAUUGACUUUCAUGACAAACGUAUCAUAAGAAUGGGUGGUCAAUGUAAAAGUGAAAAGCUUAAACAAUAUCAGUUCAAUAAUGUAAAGACAAAAAAAAGAAUAAAAGCUCGCUAUGAGCAAAUUGAUGAUCUCAAACGUCCAAUGAAAAAUGAGACAGUCACGCUGAACGCUUCAACAAGUUGUAUUCUCAGUUUAAGUGUUCUUAAAGAGGUGAUUCCAACAGAAUUGUUUCAACAGUUUGUUCACUUCUUCAAUCAAGAAAAACACAAUUUAGAUACUGCUUUGUUGCAGUGGUUGGGUUUCUGCCAAGUACAAAAUCUUACACCGUAUAGUUAUGUUAUUGAAGAAGUACUAGAAGCAUGGGCUCGUAGCUUCCGUUCAAACUAUACAAAGGACCAAAUUAAACAAGCUAUUAAUCUAGCAGGCACUUUAGAUUAUACAGCUGUUGCUAACUGUCUUAUACACAAUGGAAACAGAACUGUCUCAUCAGAUUCAAUCGCAGAAAUAGUUUACUCAUUUCUUGUAUUUGAGGAACUGCCAUCACAUAUCGAACCACUUCUGGAAUGUUUCAAUGAAGUUGAAGUAAAAUGUGCUGUCUAUGUUUUAAUCGAAAAUCAAAAGGACAAUGACGUUUCUCUUGAAGAUGUUAUAAAUUGGUUGGUGAAAAAAUGUUGUUUGAAAGACAAUAAUGCCACUUUUGAAGAAAUUGAAACAUGGUUGUUAGAACAAUGUGAUGUAUGCAAAGGCAGACAAGUUUGCAAUGAGUACAAACAAGGCAUUAUUGAGAAAAUGUUGCAGCGUCGAAUGCUCGCUGCAGCAAGUUAUACAAGCAUUCUUCGUGGAUCACAGCAAAUGCACAGUAAUAAUACUCGAAGAAUCAAACUGGAAUUAAACAACACCACUACAAUAUCCUUUCAAGAGAUGAUCGGAAUAAAGAAUAUUAGGAUUCUCACUUUUCAAAAAAAAUGGAAAUUGUAUCGACUGUGGGCUCAACUUUGGAGGAUGCAGUUUAGUGAAAAAAUAGAAAACUAUGCAGAAGCUUACAAUAAACAGGCCGCUAAAUGGAAAGAAUCUUGUGAUAGACAAGAUUGUAGCGUCCUGGAGACAGCUGAUGUUAUUGGAAUGACAACUUCUUUUGCUGCCAAGUACAGAUCAAUGCUACAUGAAUUGCCGAUAAAGGUUGUGUUAGUCGAAGAAGCAGGCGAAGUUUUGGAAGGACACAUUGUAGCUUCAUUACCAAAAACUACAGAACAUUUAAUUUUAAUCGGCGACCACCAGCAACUGAAACCUCCAACUACAGUAUAUGAGCUUGCUUUGAAAAUGAAUUUGGAUGUUUCUCUCUUUGAAAGAUUGGUGAGAAAUGGACUCCCAUUCGCCCAACUCACCUGUCAGCAUCGAAUGAAACCAAGAAUCGCUGACCUCAUUCGACCUCAUAUUUAUAAGACUUUGACUGACAACAACAAUGUGAAAAAUUAUAAGGAAAUUGCUGGAGUUGAAAAAAGCGUUUUCUUCAUAAGCCAUGAGGAAAAAGAGGAAAUGGUGGAUAAAUCGAAGAUGAACUUGCAUGAAGCGGAAUUUCUUGUAGCCCUGUGCAAGUACUUCUUGCAGUUUGAAUAUUCAAGCAAGAGUAUAACCAUACUUACUACUUACAGGGGUCAAAUGCUUAAAAUAAGAAAGAUAAUGCAAUUAAAUGAGGAAAAGUUGAAGAAUGUUAAAGUUGCUGUAGUGGAUAAUUACCAGGGCGAAGAAAAUGAUAUUCUUCUUCUUUCACUUGUCAGAAGCAAUGAUAAGGGAAAUAUUGGCUUUUUGAAAACUCACAAUCGCGUAUGUGUUGCUCUCUCUCGUGCAAAGAAAGGUCUAUUCUGUAUUGGCAACAUGAAACUGCUACGUAAAGAAAGUCAACUCUGGAAUGAAAUUGUCUCAAAUUUGGAAACAGAUGGUUCAAUUGGAGAUGGUUUGGUACUAAAGUGUGCACAUCUAAACUCAUUGGUGGUUGCCAAAACUGCAGCAGACUUCAAAGAUUCCUGUGGUGGAAGUUGUGGAAAACAGUGUAAAUUUCCCUUAGAAUGUGGUCACUUUUGUUUGAGAAAAUGUCAUCCUGAUGAUGCUGAUCACGAAAGAUACAAGUGUCCUUUGCCUUGCCUGAAGUCGUGUGAGGAAAGACAUAAAUGCCUCAAAAAAUGCUGGGAAAAUGUGGGACUUCGUCCAGUAUUUAUAGACAAGAUAAUGCCCGAGUGCGGUCACACUCAAACGAUGAAAUGUGGAGUGAAUCCUCAGAACUUUUCUUGCUUAUUACCAUGUACAAAAGUUUUACCAUGUGGUCACCGAUGCAUGCUUAAAUGUGGAGUACAAUGUGGAGAUUGUGAAAUUUUUGUGGAAAAAAUAAUGCCCGAGUGCGGUCACACUCAAACGAUGAAAUGUGGAGUGAAUCCUCAGAACUUUUCUUGUUUAUUACCGUGUACAAAAGUUUUACCAUGUGGUCACCGAUGCAUGCUUAAAUGUGGAGUACAAUGUGGAGAUUGUGAAAUUUUUGUGGAAAAGACCAUGCCUGAAUGUGGUCAUCAACAAGAAAUGCCUUGUCAUAUUGACGCAACCCUCUUAAAAUGUUACUUUCUAUGUGACAAGCUGAUGUCCUGUGGACAUACACACAUGAAUGCACGAUGCCACAAAACCACAUGCGACAAAAUUAUGAUUCAGGUUUACAACAGAUGUAAGCAUAGACACGUGGUUCCUUGUUACCUUCAUGAGGAGUCAUUUCCAUGCAGGGCUGCAUGUGAUAUGCCACUUAUUUGUGGUCACGCAUGUACUGAGUACUGUGGAGAACCUUGUCCUAUUUUGUGUAAUGUUUGCUUGCAAGAUCCUGAAUGCAGGAACAGAAUCCUAGUCAAACAAUUUGUAUAACAUCAUAUAUUUGUUUUCUUUAAUUGUUGGUAAAAUAUCUGUAAUAGAUGUAGCCUAAACCCCAAAAUAAUAGAGUUGUUGUACCUAUGCUAUAUACACAUAUUGUUGACCUUUUUCGUUCAACAGUUCUUUUUUUUAUUCUUUUAUCUGUAAAUAACUUGGCACUAUUAGUCCAUUUGAAGUACUAAUACACAGAUACUCUAAAA
Messenger RNA from Ciona intestinalis (vase tunicate), 5081 nucleotides. The record is from RefSeq and is a predicted model, not a curated record. Lineage: Eukaryota; Metazoa; Chordata; Ascidiacea; Phlebobranchia; Cionidae.